AUGGAGGCGUUGAACGGCCGAAGGGAACAUGAUGUAAGGGGAGCAUCGCCAGAGAAAAUUGAUAGGCUCAGUUGUGAAUCCAAAAAAGAACAUGUUGAGUUGAGCCGACGCAACCUCCUUGCUGCCCUCACCGCCCCUUUUGCUCUUAAUCCCAUGUCCGUACAAGAUAUAGCUUUUGCUCGUGGCCUCUUCCAAAUGCCCCCAGUUCGACUCAUCAAUCGGUCCUUUCUGGUGAGGGCUGGGGAGUCGGAAUAUGAGAGCUGGGGAGUGAUAAACACAAACCCGGUUGCGAAAACUUCUGUUGAUAGCGUGUCUGAGAAAAGGAAGAAGCAGGCUGUGAGGGCAGCUUUCGACUUGAAGGAAAUGGGGACUUGUGACAACAGCUGUUGGAUUUGGCCUUCGAUUACUCAGAGAGCUUAACAGGCCGCAGACAUCAUUGCCUCAGUUAACGCAGUCACUCGAAGUAACAUUGUCCCAGAGUAUAGCUUUCUAGAUGCCCGUGGCUUAGGAGCUUAUGAAGGAAAGAACCUAGAAGCUGUUUCAGAAGUAUAUGCAUCAGAUACUAUUUCUCCAAGAAUCAAGCCUCCUCCUAUUGACGAUGGAACCCCGAAUGAGAGUGUCUUGGAUGUGUUUGUCGCCCUGACACAACUGAUGUCCAUACUUGAGACUCAAUACUCUGCAGACACGGUGAUUAUUGUGUCGCCAUAUUCGGACAAUUUAACAAUCCUACAAGCCGGUAUAGUUGGACUUGACUUGUGAAGGCACAGGGAGCUUUCUUUUGUACCAGGAGAAGUCAGGUUUGUUGAUACCAGUAGUGCACCUACGUACAAGCAACCUGCAGCUGUAUAUAAGUGUUUGAAUCCACCAAAUUGGAAAGAGGCAUGA
Molecule: messenger RNA, 885 nt
Organism: Argentina anserina (silverweed cinquefoil)
Lineage: Eukaryota; Viridiplantae; Streptophyta; Magnoliopsida; Rosales; Rosaceae
Source: RefSeq, a predicted model, not a curated record